This is a messenger RNA of Paramacrobiotus metropolitanus, 4430 nucleotides long. RefSeq lists its product as uncharacterized. The record is from RefSeq and is a predicted model, not a curated record. The transcript has 15 exons. Lineage: Eukaryota; Metazoa; Tardigrada; Eutardigrada; Parachela; Macrobiotidae. The coding region runs from base 673 to 4302 and encodes 1209 amino acids.
AUAGCGAUAUCAUCUGUCAUUCCUUACUAAGUUUCUAAUGUAGACUAGUCUAAUGUCUAAUGUCUAAUGUAAACAGAAGUUGUACGUCAGUGUACGAUAAUGAUUAGAGUCAGAAUUCGUAAUGCUUUUCUCUAUAAAAUUUUGAUACAAAUUGGAUAAAUAUGGAUCAUAAUUUUAGUAUUAAAGAUCUUGAUAAACUAAAGUACAUUGUUGCUCGACAAGGUAACUGCUGCUGGUCAUCGACGGGAUCAUGAUCCCAAACGUGUUUGUUUCGACAAUGUGUUUGUUGGCAUAUGUAUCAUAUGUCACAACUUCAAAUCUUUCCAAUAAGUUACGCAAAUGCACAAAACUGCUGUAUAAGCUCUUACUGGAUGCAAAGAAAGUAGAGGCAAAUCGGCUUCUUUUAUUGGCAGAAAACAAGCAUCUUAAGGAGCGGCUAGCGAAACUUGAGCAAGUACAAACACCCCCAGAGCAGUGUGCUGUUGGGAAUGCUAAUCAACUCCGUAAUACGGUCGACCCGAAUCCGCCAGCCUGUAAUCGACUGGAAAGCCCAGAAAUGAUUUCUGCUAGCGAUGUUUGGAAUUUAUUAUGGACAAAAUAACAGUUCAGGCAUAAUAAUUAUUAUUAAAAGUUCCUGUUUAUGAACUGCACAAGUAUAAGAUUCUUAUAAUCAUGUCGCUGAAUUAUUUAUUCCUUCUGUUUCGUUUGUGGAAGAACAUCAUCCUCUUCCUGGAACAACAAGAGAACAUACACAAUACUGAUGGUUCAUACAAGUUUGUACAAGAACGGAAGAGCAACUACAGCAACUACUGUAAAAUUAAUAAAAAUAAUUACUGCAGUAUUGUUGCGUGUCAUUUCGCGCCAAGGUGCAUUCUGAAGAUGCAGGAACGGAAAUGGAAUACUCUUUUCCGUCCACUCCGAAAAAGCUACAGUGAUCCGUGUAUAGAUGUCGCUAGAAUUACUGUUGGCACGUUUUUGGCUCCUUUGGUCACCGUGCAUUCAGCAGUACCUGCUGCAGCUGUAGACGGUGGCGAAAAGGACAUUCCGCGACAGAUUACCGAAGAACUGCUUCUGCCAUCCGGAUCACGCACUAGCCCCACAAAAGAUGCAAGUACGCAGACAAUUUUGUCAGCAAAAAAGCUUGCUACAACGCAAACGGGAAUACACGGUGGACGACACAUUACCGCAGCGGCAUUUACCAGAUUCUUAACGGGAACAGAUUCCAUUAGCAUUUUUAAUGGCGAUGCUGCCGAGAUUCGCUAUCAUCGUUCUACCUCAGCUUCGAAUUUGAGUGACAGAUACGUCUCAACGAAAACUGGACCGGUGCCUAUUCUACAAAAUCCACGGCAAGCCCGGAAAUAUAGACAUUCCCAAGCGGAUUCGCUUGGCUUUGGAUCAGUUGUAGCACACCAGAGUUCCGAAUGCGGCACUGUUGGCCGAGAAGGCGAUGCAUCUUGCCAGGCAGUGGCCACGGUGGCAGCCAAGGAUUCAUUUCAGUUGGAAAAUGACGAUAUUGACGAGUUAACAACAGAAGAUAUAUUCCACAAAGCGGACUACGUUACUGAGGAAAAACACUUCCGAAAGAAAGAAGUUCGCAGAAAGUCAACCAGAGGCAGGGCGGAAGGUAGAUCUGUUAACUCCUCUAGCCAAGCAAAAGGUCAUCUGGGUGAAACCGACUAUGGUAACGAUCGCAAGCCGGCGAAAAUGAAAAGAAAAGUUACAGGAAAGGAACUAACAAGUGACGGUUUCGAUAGAGAGCGUGACGAAGAAAAAAACUCUGUUGAUGACGAGGAAGAUAUUAGUGGAGAAUCGCCAAUGACUGCACUUAAAAAAGAUAAGCAGUACAAAAUACAAAAUACUGUGAUGCAAAGAAUAAGUCAAAAAGGUCACACUCCUGCUCAACACAGUAAAGGAAUUCGAAAAAAGAGCACCCAAGUGGCAGAAGAUGUCAUGGCAGAGCACGAUGACCUCGAGGAAAUCGCUAAGAAAUCAGUGGACGGAACCUAUGGAAAGGUCGAUACAGUUAGCCAUCUUAAAGAUUCUACCAAACAGAAAACGCCAGCGAGAGCAAGAAAAUCAGUAAAACACAGCAAACAACAGGAGAAUAAUGAAACGGAUGAUAUUUUAACUCAACAAAUGAAAACAUUACAGAAAGAAACAAGAUCCAGCGAAAGCGUAUCAGCCAAAAGCUCACUUUCUUCGGUCAGUGAUUACCAGCUUGUUGACCAGACGAUCGCGGGAAGUGCUGCAUCGGUGGCCUCGGGAAAAGCAGCUUCUGGACCGCGGGUGAAGGAUAUGCUGGAAUUGUUAUCCGAAUCGUUGACGACACCAACCAGUUCGCCUAAUGAUGUCACGGAAUCGCCGCUGUUUUCUCCAGACGUCCCGACGAUGGCGACUGAUUCCUUACACCGCAAUACUCUUAACCAGAAUACCCGGAAUUCUGGUAACCUUCGAAAAAGGAGUAAAUUAUCAAUGGAAACACAGACAGCUGCUGCACGCGCUUCAUCGGGAUUUGCCGGCGUCGAUCUCGCAUACAUGCAAAAGCGCUUAGCAGACCAGGAGGAAUUCUUCUCGACCAUUAUGCAGGGAACCUGCGAAAAAUGUCACCGGCCCCUCAAGCAUAUGGAACUAACGGAUCUCUUCAAACACAAACUGCUACAUCGAAAUACCGAAUUCAUGUUUGACCCAGAACACUUUUGCUGUCCUGAGUUCCAAAAAGAGCUAGAAAAGCUUCUUUUUGCGCGGGGAACUUUUGAUGCAAUGGCAGACAGAAGAUCUGGCCGGCGCAGCGGAGGAAGUGAGGACCAUGGACCGAAAAGGCGCCGCAGUAGCUCCAAAGGUAUGCGACAUCGUAGUUCAACGGCGGGUAGUCUGCAGCACGAAGCAGGGCGUGGGCAUCGUGGAAAAAAAGGAAAGGGAAAAACUGGCCACCGACGCCGGUCAACAACAGAAAAAGACACAGCCGGCGAAUUAGCCGCUAUAGAACGGAUGCUGCGUCAAGCCGAACGCAAAUCAGAAGAGAAGCCUAGGGUCACCGAAGACAACGACGAUGACUCCGAUGAAGAUGAAGUUGACAUUGAUAAUAAUACCGUCGAGGAGCUUGAACCGUCAAGUGAAGUUUUCAGCCUUAAGAAACGUCGUACAAAAGAGAAGCGCAGUCUGAAAGCAGUAGCUGCAUCCAAAGGUCCAGUCGGGACGAGCAAACUGGAGAAGGGCAGUCGUCGAAGCAGUAAAGUCGGGGAAAAGGAUAUGGCGAAAGACGCUGAAUCAAACAAAACCACGCACGGUGGAUUGCAUACUUCUAAGAAAAAAUUUUCAUCGUCUUUAAAUUGGAAGACAUCGGUGAGCGGCAGCAGAAGGACCAGCUACACGCGAUCAGUAUCCGGCGACUUUCCCGACAAUCGCUACAAAGGCAACACCAUGUCUUGGGCGUUAUCGUCGUAUGCUUGCAAUAAAUCAGGUUGGACGCUGCGGAAGCCCGUGCCACUUCGAACAAAAAGCUAUUUGCUAAAAGAGAAGCCGGAACAUGGUGAUAAAGCGAACGAGGAACCCAUAAAAAGUAAAGAUUAUUGGCCAUUAUUGCCAACGGCCGUGAUCCACUGGUACGACGACAUGCUUGCAUCCGAAUUUACUUUGCCUUCACAACCGACUGGUUAUUAUCCAUACCUGAACGGAAGAACAGCAUUUGUCACUGCAGAAUAUCAAAAAGGCCAAAGCAUAGUGGCAGUUUUUGCAAACAGUAACACCUGGAGUGAUUUGCAUCCGGUAGAAUGUCCAGUGUCAGCAAUUAUUGAUACUGGAUCAUUUGGCAUUAUUUUUGGAAAAGAUGUUGACUGGAUGCCGCUGUAUCUCGUUAGUCCUGAUCACGUUCGCAUUGUGCGAAGUGUUUUUGACGAAGGCGAUAACAUUGUGAAUUGGGAGCAGUUCCAAAAGGCCAAUCCAUUAGGAUCUCACAAAAACCCAGCUUAUAACAAUGGCGAAAUUUCAGUGGACAUUAUUGGGCCCAAGGAUAUAAAUGUUCAGUUGACAAAUGAUGCCAUGAGAAUACGAGCAAACUGUGGAUUUCGGAAAACUUAUGCGAUUCCAAAACCUGAAACAAGAUCCCAAGCUGAAAGAUGUGUCACGGUAUUUAAGGGUCAACUGGCAAGCAUUCGGGAAAAGGGAGAGUACCUCACAAAAAUUCUAGCGGAAUCGCAAGCCUACUGGACGCAGAACCAGACUACAAUCGUUCUCGCAAUGGCCCGCACAGCUAUGAAAGCAGCCAAAUCUCCAAUGAAAAGAGCAAAUAAGAACUUGUUGUAGCUCUUCAGUAUCGUUAAUUAUUGUUUUCAUAAAUCACUUAGUAAAAGUAAAGUCGGUCUGCCAUGCUGAAACCUAGCCGCAUCAAUAACAAAAACAAAAAUUUUUCUUAUGCGGAGCUGUUUAGCAAU